GUAAUGAAAGUGGGUGUGACUAUUCAGCGCUACGUAAGCUUCAGGAAUGCUCGCCCGUGGGUCACCCAUGCUUACAAGAAUGUGAAAGGACGAGGAGUUAGGCAGACAUCCCAGGUGGAUGAUUCCUUUGAUGCUGACAGUCAAUCCUUGCAGGAGAGUUUGUCUAAUCCCCUCGGGUAUCGAAACACUGGUGCCCCCACCCCGGGGCCAGCAGGGGAUGCAACUUCCGCCCCUAGAACAGUAGGCAACCUUUCAUCCCUGGCUGCAUCUGACCAAUCAGUAGUCUCAGAAUUGACCUCUGACAGAAAGGGUCAGCCUAGCAGUAGUGAUAAAGAGACAUCUAAAUCUAUGAGCACCAAGGGAAACAACUCUGAUCAACAGAUAGCAGAAGAAACGGGGGACGAAUCUGAUUUAGCUACCAACGUACAGGGCAAAGGAGAUCAGUCUGGUGAGGGUAGUUCAAAGACCAGGCCGGAAGCAGUUCCAGAGCGUCCAAAGAGAUGCAGGGAGCGAAAGAAAUCCACCUCUGAUGUUGGUGGCCCUUCCACACCCCAACCAACUAGUACUUACCAGAGGGUGCGGCUGCUCUGUUCUCCCUGGAGGAAGCCUGAAGGAAGCAUCAAUAAACACGUGUUCAAAACCAUGAUGGAAUCAAUGAUGUUGAAGAUCAUGGCUUCACCAGGAAUUAGCCUCCAGACCCUGUGUGAGAACUACACACCCUACAACCAACCCUUCUUAAAACUCCAGUUACUCGAGAUUCUUGAAGACCUCAAAGCUAUUGAAAAGACCGUUAUCAGACGACAAAAUAAGACGACCCUUUUCAGUAAACGAGUCCGACCCAAACUAGCCACAGUACAGAAAGAAGAGGAUACAGUGGUUUACUUCCCAACCAAAAUGUGUAUUACAAGACUGGGGCAGUUUUUGGUGUAUGUCAAUGGGCAUUGAUGUCAUAUGCCUGGACAUGCCAUGGAAUAUGUCAUCCCACACCUGGACAUGUCAUGGAGUAUGUCGUCUCACACCUGGACAUGUCAUGUAGUGUGUCGUCUCACACCUGGACAUGUCAUGGAGUGUGUCAUCCCACACCUGGACAUGUCAUGGAAUAUGUCAUCCCACACCGGGACAUGUCAAUAUACGAUUGGACCAUGUAUUCUUUAAUUAAAAUGAAGAUGUGACAUUGACUUAAUUUAUGCAAAUGUAUGGUAAUAUGUCAUAAUAAAUAUCUUGAAGA
Molecule: messenger RNA, 1228 nt
Organism: Mizuhopecten yessoensis (Yesso scallop)
Lineage: Eukaryota; Metazoa; Mollusca; Bivalvia; Pectinida; Pectinidae
Product: general transcription factor 3C polypeptide 1-like
Exons: 5
Coding region: 4-945 (313 amino acids)
Biological process (GO): transcription initiation at RNA polymerase III promoter; 5S class rRNA transcription by RNA polymerase III
Cellular component (GO): transcription factor TFIIIC complex
Molecular function (GO): DNA binding
Source: RefSeq, a predicted model, not a curated record